AUGUCAAAUUUAUACCCAAGAAGACGAGAUGGCAAUGAGGUCGCGAAGCUUAAGUGCGACGAGACGAAACCGAUAUGUGGACAAUGCAAGAAGGGCAAUCGUGAAUGCCAUCCCAGCGAUGGGGUGGUGUUUCGCCACCAGCAGAAUGCCUCGAUGAACGGUGCGGGAAAGAAGGAGGAGGGAAAGUUGGGAGGCUUUUACGCGUACAAGAAUUCCUUUAAGGAGAAUCAUACGUGGGUGGAUGUACCGAGGACAGUUACCUUUUGCAACAUCGCGGACCCAUAUAAUACGGAACCUAGCCCAGAGCCGGAUUUCCAGGAAAUCUCUGCACCCGUCGUUCCGCCUCGAGGUGACGAGAAGCCGCAAGGAUCUUAUCUGAAUAUACCUUAUGAACAGGCGCCGGGACUGGAAGCCCUCUCUGCAGCAGCAACGAGUACGUUCCAAUACAUACGACCGUCACCAGCAGAUUCUCACGCAUCGCCUUAUCAGUCCAACAACCUGAACUUCAUACUGAAUCCAACUGGGCCCGAGAGCUCACUUAGUUUCUCCUCAUCUGCUAUUGAUCCUGCCCUGAUGGACCCACCGCAGAUUCUAGUACUCGAUGAUCCUCCUCCUGUGGACGACCAUGAAGUUGCCUUUCUGCUCCGGCACUUUGGAGAAACUGCAGGCCAGUGGAUGGACCUGUUCGACCUGGGAUGCUACUUUGCUCACCAUGUUCCUAUUCAAGCACUGUCGAAUCCAUUGUUAAGAUACUCUGCUUGUGCGUAUGCCGCAAAGCAGCUGGGGCGUGUCCAUGGGAAGAAAGCAGCUGUCGGAGGAAACGCUGGGAGACUAGCGGAUAUGGAGCAAUAUCCUCGUCCACAGCAGUCUGCCAACUGGCCUUACGUUGGUGCGAAAUACUAUGAUAGAGCAAUCUUACUGCUCAUGGAAGAGUUGUCAAACUCUAGAAGUCAUGGAGCCCCUGUGGCCCCUUUGACUGGCGGAGAAGACGCAUUCACUCCCUCGAGCGAUCCUUCUUCCCUUGGUGACCAGCGAAUGCCAGGAAACAAGAGGCGUCGCUUGUCACGAUCGGCUCACUUCAGUCAUGCGGAUGAAACUUUGGCUGCGGCCGCAAUCUUAUGUGUCUACGAGUUUCUAGACAACGCGAACACGGCCUGGUCACGCCAUCUCAGUGGUACCAAGUCGUUAUUCGAUUUGGCUGAGAAGGAGGGAAUGAUGCCUGUUCAGUCACCAACUAGUCCAGGACAAUUGUCGGAACGGAUAAGCCCAUCAAGAGCGCGGAGGGCAACUUUCUGGAACUUUGCUCGGCAGGACUUCCUCGCAGCUUUCAUUAACAAGACUCAGACUCGACUCAAUACACAUGAUAUCUCGAUGUGGAAAGCAGCAGGGAUCCAGUUGGAUGAACAGGGCUUUGUGAUCGCAAGCAAUACCGAGGACUCGCAAUUUCCAGAUCGGCAAGCUGUCAUGCGCGAGGACAUGAUCUCGAAUGCAUUGAUCUGGCUCAUGUCCAAGAUAAUCAACUUUCUGGCAUCGGGGGACUCCGUCGAUCACGUAUAUCCACAAGAAAGCGGAAGCCCCUCGGGUAUCUUGGGUAUUAAUCAAAUGCUACUCCUGGAAAGAUGGAAAGAGCUCGAGAAGGAACUUGAGAUUUGGUAUCGCGGUCUUCCAGAAACCUUCAAGCCAUGCGCCCGUCUCCCACCUGUAGUGGACGGAAGUCUAUCACCUAAUUCUGCAAGAGCAAUAUUCUCUGAGAUAUGGUACAGCGUUCCCAUGUGUGCUUCGGCUAUGCAAUCGUAUCAUAUGGCUCGCGCAAUACUGCUCGUCAACAAACCUAACGAGUCGACCGCUCGCCGCUCUACGCUUUCAAGCCGGAUCGGCUGCUGCCGGAACAACGAGAAGGAAAUUCGCUAUCAUGCCCAUGAGAUUUGCGGGAUUGCCCUCGCAAGACCAGAUGGCAGUGUCAGAAUAAACCAAGUCCAAGCCAUGUUCGUUGCAGGGCAGUGCUUGACCGAGACUCGGGAACGUCAAGUCGUGCUUGAGAUUCUUCGAGAUAUUGAGACUGACCUUGGUUGGGCUACAGACUAUCGGGUGCAGAAACUGCUUUCGGAAUGGGGUUGGAACCAAGAACCCAGUUGA
This is a messenger RNA of Drepanopeziza brunnea f. sp. 'multigermtubi' MB_m1, 2136 nucleotides long. The record is from RefSeq and is a predicted model, not a curated record. NCBI's taxonomy places the organism in Eukaryota, Fungi, Ascomycota, Leotiomycetes, Helotiales, Drepanopezizaceae.